AAAACUGGAUGAUAACGAGAGGCAGCCGGAGAUUGUCAUGGACGACGAAGACGACUAUGAUGACGACGACGACGACGACGACGAGGAACGAGACGAGGAAGAGGAGGAGGGGAGUUGGGUUCGCUGGUCCCAGCGCCGUUUAGAGUGCCCUGAGUCUCAGUUAGGAGACAAAGCAGAUUCCAGAACAUCACGUGAAUCCGUUGCGAUACCCGAAUCCGACAAGGGCUCCGAAGCACAGCUCCGAAUCGAACUCGGGUCUCGCGCUCUCAUUGGACCCUCCUUUUUAUCCUGGACCCCCGAGGAGGUGGCUGAAUGGAUCGAAGUUCUGGGCUUUCCCCAGUACAAGGAGUGCUUUACUACAAAUUUUAUCUCUGGCCGCAAACUCAUCCAUGUAAAUUGUUCUAAUCUACCACAGAUUGGGAUAACUGACUUUGAACAUAUGAAGGAAGUUUCUCAGCAUGUGCGAGACUUGCUGGAAAUAGAGGAGGCUCCCUUUGUCCGAAGCAUUUCUCUCCCCCACAGAGAUAACACAGGAUUGUUUCUAGAGCAAAAAUCUAAAACCGGACCACGAAGUGAUGCGCUUACCUAUUCUCAGUUUGUCCAGGAGAAAGGACUGCAAGAAUUUGAGCCACAGCCUCCAAGUCCACCACAUGAAGAACCCCAGCAUGAAGAUUCACAGUAUGAAAGUCCACAAGAAGCUAAUUCAGUUUAGUCAAAUAAAUAAAUUGGCAUUGUUUUCACA
Molecule: messenger RNA, 742 nt
Organism: Varanus komodoensis (Komodo dragon)
Lineage: Eukaryota; Metazoa; Chordata; Lepidosauria; Squamata; Varanidae
Gene: SAMD15
Product: sterile alpha motif domain containing 15
Exons: 3
Coding region: 38-712 (224 amino acids)
Molecular function (GO): protein binding
Source: RefSeq, a predicted model, not a curated record